Metopolophium dirhodum (rose-grain aphid) is the source of this 1883-nucleotide messenger RNA. Its product is annotated as facilitated trehalose transporter Tret1-like. Bases 1 to 1344 code for a protein of 447 amino acids. Gene Ontology annotation, molecular function: transmembrane transporter activity. Lineage: Eukaryota; Metazoa; Arthropoda; Insecta; Hemiptera; Aphididae. Gene Ontology annotation, cellular component: membrane. The record is from RefSeq and is a predicted model, not a curated record. Gene Ontology annotation, biological process: transmembrane transport. The transcript has a single exon.
AUGGGCCUGUGGGCCGGGUGGCCAUCGUGGGCGCUGACGAAGGGGGUUGAAGCCGACACUCCGGCUGAGUGGCUGAGCCGGGAAGACCACUCUUGGGCCGUGGCGUCGUUUGACCUGGCCAACCUGGUGAGUGCGUGGCCGGCCAGUUUGUUGGCCGAACACGCCGGCCGAAAGGGGUGUCUGUUGUCCGUGGGAGUGGCCCUGGUCGCGUCGUUUGGGGUUCUGUUCGCGCCUAGCCGGUGGGCCGUAUUUGCGGCCCGGUCGUUGGCUGGCUUCUGCAAGGCUGUGUUGUACGCCUCCGUGCCCGGCUUCAUGGCCGAAAUAUCAGCCGACCAGGCGCGCGGCCGUCUCAACGUGAUCGUGGUCUUGUCCGACUCACUAGGCAUGCUCGCCGCCCUAUCCUUAGGGCCGCGGGUCCCGUAUGUAGUUAUGAACGGGUGUUCGCUGAUCAUCGGGCUGGCGUUCCUAGCGGCCGUCAUCCGUGUGCCCGAGACGCCGCACUACCUGUUGUCCAAGAGUCGGAUGGACGACGCGAGGAUAGCGCUCCGUUGGUACCGGCCGCGGUCCACGACCGCCGACAACAACCGCCGUCUCAACCAGAUAAUGUUGGCCGUGCAGGAUGACAUGCGCGAACCUGGAACGUAUCGCGAGCUGUUUACUGACGAUGGCAACCGGGCCGCGGUGCUGCUGGUGGCCGGAGCAUGUUUUGCACAGCGCGCUGGUGGCGUCGGCUGCGUGUUGGCCUAUUCGACUACCACGAUGCCCACACACGGUCCCGUCCGGCCCGAAAACGUGACUAUCGUGUUUGCCGUCGUCCGGCUGACGUGUUCCGUGAUCGCGGUACCGCUCAUUGACCUUUACGGCCGCCGGCCGCUGACCCUUGGCUCGCAUCUGGCCUUGGCCGCCAUAACGGCCGCAUAUGCCCUCUGCCUGCUGUACAUCGAUGACCGGCCCGAUAACUGGGGCCCAUCAGUGUGCGUCUUCCUAUUCUCUAUGGCCUAUUCGAUGGGCGCCGGUAUCGUGCCUGGCGCGCUGGUCGGUGAGAUGUUCCCGGCCAACGUCAAGUCGCACGCCGUCACCGUGGUGUCCCUCGUCUCAUCGCUGGGCUCGUUCAUCAUCAACAAAUCGUACCUGCCCAUCAGCGACGCGUUCGGCGUGCACACCAUGUUCUUCGUGUUCUGCGUCGUCAACGCCGCGUGGGCCAUACUCGCGUACCUGUUCCUGUUUGAGACCAAAGGCAUGUCGCUGUCCGCCAUCCAAGAUCACCUCGACGACUAUAACAGCUCUUCGUCAUCUGAAAACGAAGACAAGAGCAAACUGCCCAGCCCCGGUGCACAUUCAUGACGAUUCCUGUCCGUCGUAAGCUAUUUAUUUGUUCACCCCUCAUUCGCGCCGAACAUCACAUCAGUCGCGAACCCUCACCCACCCCUUACAACCAUCACCGCCGUGAACGUUGUCUGUGAGCAGCUCGUGUCACAUUUGCGUGCUGGGCCAUCCGAAACACGUCAUCGUGUCACUCGUUAAAUUGAACUCCUACAUGUUUCUUGCUAAAUCAAUUUAGUACUCAAAAUCAAAGACAAAGUCCGAAAAUAGUAUUUGUAGCUAUACGUUUCUGUACUUGUAUAAUCUUGUACCUAUUCGACCCAUAUAGGAUGAAAUCACUACCAAUCGUAGUAUUCAAUGAAUUUUCACUCAAAAAAAUUGUACAGGUUAAACACUAUUGAUCAUUUCUCGAGGAUAAAUAAUCUAAAUUACCAAGAAAUGAUCUCACCAAGUCACGCGAUGAGUUAAUUUAAAACACAAUGUCUUUUUCGUUGUUCGAUAAAUAUCUUUUGAGGUUAUUCUUUCGAAAAUAACGUAGGUAAUCUACAACAAGCGUUACA